AUGAUUGGGAUUUACGGUAAGCCGAUCCUGUUCAUGAUGAUCAAGUUGUCUAUUGUGCUCUGUAUUGGGAUUAGCGAGGUCCCCGACAGGGUUUAUGGCCUCGCGUUGUGCCGAGGGGACGCCGGUGCCAACAAGUGCCAGGAGUGCCACGCGGGCGUUGCCCGGGACGCCGCAGAGAGAUGUCCGGGAAACAAGGGGGCCACCAUCUUCUACGAAUUCUGCCACCUUCGUUACUCCGACCAGGACUUCUUCGGUUCGUCUACAGGAACAGAAUAUUACAUGAGUAACGCCGAAAACGCCUCGGACGCGCCCACCUUCGAGCGCCUCCUGGGGGAUCCCCUGGACAACCUGACCAUACGUGCCGUCUCGUCGGAGAGGAGAUUCGCUACCGGAAGGGUGGACUUUUCCAACCUUCAGAAGAUAUACGCGCUUGUCCAGUGUACCAGAGAUUUAGCGCCGGAGAUCUGCGACGUUUGUCUGAGAGGCGAGAUCGGCUAUACCCCCGAGUUCUGUAAGUCAAAAAAGGGGGCAAGAGUGACGGGCGGGAGUUGCUACCUCCAGUACGAGGUGGAUCCCUUCUUUAAUAUCUCCGCUGCCACCGACCCGUUGCCGCCUCCUCCCCCUCCGGUACUGCGUCAUACGUCUCCGCCGCCCGCCGGGACCCCCGCUGCAGGAGGUAAAGGCUAAGUUUGUUGUAUGUUGCUCGCUCUGUUGACGGUUUCUUCAUCUAGGACUUUGAAAGAAUCUUGCGGAGAAGGUCUCACUUCGACAUGAGUUCGGCGGGGGCAACGAGCUACGCGAGAGAGUGAAGGUCUGGGUUGGGGGAGGGGGAGAUACGUCGCAUAGACACAGGUUUCUUCUUCCUUUUAAACUAGCUGCUGCUUGGGACGGGCUGGUGGUGGGCAAUGCUUAGAACUAUGCUUUUUUCGGAAAAACAAAAUUUAGUGAUGAAUUUUGUUCUUUUUCCGUUAUGGAGUGAAGGAAAUUCGCCAGCAUUCAUUGAGAUGGUUCUCGGGGUCAUCGCACUCAUUCUGACGGGCUCUGUUCGACCUAUUUCUUCACAUCCGCAUGAUAAUUUCUGUUCUGACGGGCUCAGAACAGCUUCUUUUCGCAGUGAAAUGAAACAAUAUAUAAACGUAAACACAUGAGUGAAGUGAAUCAUAAACCUUCCCUUCAAUUUUCUGCAGAUACAAAGAAUAGUUCGAUACUAAUUGUGGCAAUUACAGUUGUGCUCACUGUCUCCCUCGCAUCUAUGGCUACCAUAUGGAUUUGCAUACGGAGAAAAAGACGAACAAAAAUAAUUGGUAAUUUUCCAACCAUUUAUGCCAUAAUUUUAUCUGAGAAUUAAUCUAACAGCAAAUCGGUUUUUUUAAUUUAAUUAAUUUAUUUAAAUUUUGAAAUAUUUAUUCCUCUCAUUUUGACUUAUGCUGAGUUUUUAUGAGCGUUAUGAUCUGCAUAUAGAAGAUGUACGGAUGGCGUCAAUCCAUCUAUUUCCUUACAAUUUGGUUUAGAAACUUUAAAGCUUGCUACAAUGAACUUUUCUGAUCAAAACAAGCUUGGUGAAGGAGGGUUUGGUGUUGUCUACAAGGUAAACUAUUUGAUUAACAAUGAGUAUUAUUGUCAAGUUAUUGAAAAUUAACCUUAUGAGACUGCUGAUACGUUCUAAUGUAGUUAUACUUUUGUUUCUCCUUAGAUUAUCGUUGGAAUUAAAACUAAUUUAGGAGAUUUAUUACCUAAGCAAAGACGAUGUCCUCUGCGAAUUUUCAGUAAUCUUGGGUCUCUCCAUUACACAUUAAUUACUAUUCAUAUCAUUUUUGCAGGGUGUGUUGGCAGAUCGGCAACUAAUAGCAGUGAAGAGAGUUGUAACAAGCUCUGGCCAAGGAAUAGGAGAACUUAUGAAUGAGGUUGCCUUAGUGGCCAAACUCCAACAUCGUAAUUUGGUAAGAUUGAUGGGUUAUUGCUUGCAAGCGCAAGAGAAGCUACUAGUAUACGAAUAUUUGCCAAAUAAAAACCUUGACAGACUUUUAUUUGGUAUGCUACCAACUCGUGAUGCUUUCUAUUCUUCCAAAUAUCAUCUCAUCAGUUUGAUUUAUCGUUAGCUACUCACUGUUUAUUUGAUUGAUUUUUGGUAAUCUUAAUUCAAAUGUAGCCUUUCGAUGUAGAAAAUAUGGAUCUGAUCAGGUUGUGUCUGCAUGGUAGAUCAAUUUAAAUCCAAAGAACUAACCUGGGGAGAUGAGGGUGAAAAUCAUCGAAGGAAUUGCCAGAGGACUUCUUUAUCUUCACGAAGAUUCUCGACCGAAGAUUGUCCAUAGAGAUCUUAAAGCUAGCAACAUACUGUUGGAUGAAGGGGUGAAGCCGAAGAUUGCUGAUUUCGGCCUUGCAAGGCUAUUUGGAAAUGAACAAAGUUAUGGAAACACAGACCGAAUCGCCGGAACACAGUAAAUCUACACAACCAGUUUAUGAGCAACUUUCCUGUUAUUUAAUGUUUUUUUGUACAAGUUAAAUGGUUUCAUAUUUUUACAUCUUCAUAUAUGCAACUGUCAGUCGACUGAACCCAAGCAGACUUCAUCCAUGAUUAGAAGAGAUAAGUCUAGAAAAUUAAUUUGAGUUGGAGUGUACACUAGAUUUGUUUGAUAUCAGAGGGAGCUUUCCUUGGUUGUGGUAGUCAUGAAUCAGAAGCAAGAGAAAGGAAUCUAGAAAGUGCGGUGAAGAGGUGUAGCAUUAUGUGACCACAAUGGCAUCUUCUAUAUGUUGUCAUCCAAGGCUCUAUCAUGCAAUUCGUACCCAUUGAUAGUACCUUCACGGAUGUAAAUUUAGACCAAGUAUGCAAACUCGUAUUAACUUUGUCAAGGAUCAUGAUCAAUGUGCAUUGGAUAACUUUCCAUCAUCAGAAAUGCUAACACAUAUUCAUUUACGGGUGAAAGUGGCUACAUGGCACCGGAGUAUGUGAUGCAAGGGCAGAUCUCUACAAAAUCAGAUGUGUACAGCUUCGGCGUCCUACUUCUGGAAAUAGUGACAGGCAAAAGAUGUGCCGGCUACUAUGGCUCUGAUCCUCCAACCGACUUUAUAAGCUAUGUAAGAGUCAUCAUAACCUUUCAAACUACGUUCUGUGUAUCUACUUUGACGCCCUUCUGUGAUGAGCUUCUCGAUAAUUUUACUAUAUCCGGCAUAUUUAUAUAGAUUUGGCGGCAUUGGGAGGAAGGGAACCCAAUACAAUUGCUCGACAGAGGCAUAUAUGAGGGUUGUUCAGCGGAAGAAGUGUUGAGGCGCAUCCACAUCGGACUACUGUGCGUCCAACGUGACCCACUGGAGCGCCCGAGUAUGUCCUUGGUGGUCGUGAUGCUCAGCAGUCAUUCAACAUCUCUCCUGACCAUAUCCCCCUUUCAAUGCUCCACGAGUACCAGUGAAGACCCAGGAGUGACCAGCAGGCCAACAGGCAUACCCUCCAGGCCCUUGCCCUUGAUAAAUGACGCAUCGGCGAUCAAUUCAGACAUCACAACAUUGGAACCUCGUUAG
Molecule: messenger RNA, 3516 nt
Organism: Spirodela intermedia
Lineage: Eukaryota; Viridiplantae; Streptophyta; Magnoliopsida; Alismatales; Araceae
Source: the annotation of a GenBank genome assembly